ACUUUGUGAUGCUGUCUCGUCCUCUGGCYGUAGCAGAGACAGACAAUAAGAGGCGGGACCUGGAGGUCAAGUCUCCGCCCCCUAUCCUCCCAUUGGCUGAUGAAGACUUGAAUCAUGCAGGGCUUUUGUCAGCUCCUCCCCCUGCCCCCCCUCCAGCUUCCUYCUGCUCCUGCGCCUCCCUCCUCCCUCGCCUCCUGUCUGCCCACCGGCUGGAGGUGCGCCGCCUCCUGCGAGGAGCUCUGGCCUCUCUUGGCCGUCGUCUGGACUCCCUGGAGAGGAAGAGCGUGGUGAGGAGGAGGAGGAGGAAGAAAGGAGGAGGAGGUUCACCUGUUCUGACCUGUAGCUCUGCCCCUCCACCACUUGUCAGAACCUCAUCAUCGUCCACUGACCAGUCACCUGUAUGUUUUAGCCAAUCAGAGCAGAGGAAGAGGAGGAGGAGAAAGGACUACAAGAGGGUUAACUUUUUCAAAGACUUCACAGAGGAGGAUGAAGGUGGGAGGUUUGUAGGGCAGAUGGCAGUCUCCUUCAGAGGAAGAGGAGGAAGAGGAGGAGCUUCUGAGAAAGAGGAGUGUCUCGUUCUGCAAGACCACAGUCCAAAGAAGCGCAGAAGAAAAGAAGAGGGAGGAGCCAGCCAAUCAGAGGCCAUCAGCCUGUACACCAGGGUGAAUGGUUACAGCUCCUUCUCCCAGAAUGCCUUGCUGCUCCUUCACACCGAUGGGAUUUCUCCUACCUUCAACCAAGAGCCAGGACUCUUUCCUGUCUUCUCUGGCCAAUGGCAUUCCUCUGACACCAUCCCUCAGUUCUCCUCCAAUCACAGGGUUUUUAACCUCUGGCUAAGCCACGCCCCAUUUAGCCCUGCCCCCAUGCUGCACCUGUCAGCAGUUGCUGUGGAGACAGUGUUGAACUGGGUGAGGGGCGGAGCUUAUUGGAAUCCCCAGCAUCCCUUAAAGGACUGGACGGCCCCGCCCAGUCUGAGCAGCGAUCACUGCUUGGUAAACGAGUCUCCCAGAUCAGAAUACGGCGGGCGCCACCCAGAGAGACCCCACUAACACCGAUGGGACUGCCAAAAGUUAAAAGGAGCUUGGAGACGAUCUUUGAGGAGCCUCGAGAAAAGGAUGGAUCACUGCUCCUGAUUGGCCAGCAGAAAAGGCGCAGGCUCCUCCUCUUCCCUGACUUUACUCAACCCAGGAAGCGGAAAAGAYCACAAGGGGCGGGGCUUCCUGUUGCCACAGCGCUGAGGAAACGAGCGGCAGCACGGCGGUACUUCCGCACCAACGGCUUGGAAGAUGACAGCGACCUGGAUGUGAUGCUGGUGGAGCGACUGAGCGCACUCGAAGACUUCCUGUCACAGCAGGGCCUGGAUAUUGACAUGUGACAUCACUUCCUGUCAACAAACCUCAUGCCAAAUGAGCAGCUAACAUGACUUUUAACAGGUUGUUGCCAUGGAGAUGCCACCAGAUGUCCAAGGACUUUUUAAAAUGUGAAUCAGUGACUUUUAACAUUUUACUUUGAAUCAGGCCACACCCCCUCUCAGGAGGCCACACCCAUCAACAUAUGGCUUUACUUCUACUGGAAAAAAUAUCCAUCUCAUAUAGUACUCUGUGGUACACUGUGUUACUCAGUAGUACUCUGUGGUACACUGUGUUACUCAGUAGUACUCAGUAGUACUCUGUGAUACACUGUAUUAAUCAGUAGUACUCUGUGGUACACUAUUAAUCAGUAGUACUGUGUG
Messenger RNA from Austrofundulus limnaeus, 1732 nucleotides. RefSeq lists its product as uncharacterized. The record is from RefSeq and is a predicted model, not a curated record. Lineage: Eukaryota; Metazoa; Chordata; Actinopteri; Cyprinodontiformes; Rivulidae.